Molecule: messenger RNA, 6679 nt
Organism: Suncus etruscus (white-toothed pygmy shrew)
Lineage: Eukaryota; Metazoa; Chordata; Mammalia; Eulipotyphla; Soricidae
Gene: ZNF704
Product: zinc finger protein 704
Exons: 10
Coding region: 30-1730 (566 amino acids)
Biological process (GO): regulation of transcription by RNA polymerase II
Cellular component (GO): nucleus
Molecular function (GO): DNA-binding transcription factor activity; RNA polymerase II cis-regulatory region sequence-specific DNA binding
Source: RefSeq, a predicted model, not a curated record
GGCGACCCACUCCCUCCUGGGCUCCAGGCAUGCAGGCAAGGCGCCUGGCCAAGCGUUCCAGCCUGGGCAACCGCCGAGGGGGCUCCGGCUUGCCACCACCAGCCCGGGGAAGCUGCAGCGCCCAGCCCGGACGCCCCCCUGCCAACCCCACUGUCACCCCGGGGUGCGCAGCUCCGGCUCGCGGUGCAGCCGCCUCUGUCGCCUCGUCCCCGGGACUGCUGCUGCUGCUCGGGGAGGACGAUGAGGACGACGAGGGCCCUGGCCGGCGUCGCCGGGGGCUUGGGAGGCGCGUGGUGGGGAGGCCCCGAGGGGUGGCCGAAGAGGAGGAGGAGGAGGAGGAGGAGGAAGAUGAGGACGUGGUGAUCGAGGUGGUGGACGGCGAGGAUGAUGAAGACGAAGAGGAGCGCUUCGUACCCCUGGGCUCUGGCCGCCCAGGGACUAAGGGCCCGGCCCGGGGCGCCUUGAAGGUUGGAAGCAUUAAGCGGGAAAUGACCUUCACAUUUCAACCUGAGGACUUAAAACGUGACUCUAAUAAAAAAAUGUCUCAUCACCACUUGUUUUCCUUGGCCAUGGAGGAAGAUGUGAAAACAGCAGACACCAAAAAAGCCAACCGAGUCCUUGACCAUGAAAAAGAAAACACCCGUUCAGUCUGUCUCCUGGAGCAAAAACGAAAAGUUGUUUCCUCAAAUAUUGACGUUCCUCCAGCAAGGAAAUCUUCAGAGGAACUGGACAUGGACAAGGUGACAGCAGCGAUGGUACUAACCAGUUUGUCCACCAGCCCAUUAGUUCGAAGCCCUCCAGUGCGCACAAAUGAGGGCCUCAGCGGAUCCUGGAAAGAGGGAGCAGGCGUCCCUUCCAGCACCAGCAGCAGUGGCUACUGGAGCUGGAGUGCCCCCAGCGACCAGUCCAACCCAUCCACACCAUCGCCACCCCUGUCUGCGGACAGCUUCAAACCCUUUCGCAGCCCCGCGCCCCCUGACGAUGGCAUCGACGAGGCGGAGGCCAGCAACCUCCUCUUUGAUGAGCCCAUUCCCAGGAAGAGAAAGAACUCCAUGAAGGUGAUGUUUAAAUGCCUCUGGAAAAAUUGUGGAAAGGUGCUGAGCACCGCGGCAGGAAUCCAGAAACACAUUCGUACCAUUCAUCUUGGGCGUGUUGGGGACUCGGACUACAGCGACGGAGAGGAAGAUUUCUACUAUACAGAGAUCAAGCUGAACACAGACUCAGUAGCUGAUGGGUUGAGCAACCUGGCCCCAGUGUCUCCCUCCCAGUCCUUGGCAUCACCUCCCACUUUCCCCAUCCCAGAUUCCAGCCGAGCAGAAACUCCUUGUGCCAAAACUGAACCGAAACUGAUGACGCCCUUGAGCCGCUCAGCUCCUACCACCCUCUACCUCGUGCAUACGGACCAUGCUUAUCAGGCCACGCCCCCUGUGACCAUUCCAGGAUCAACCAAGUUCACCCCAAAUGGCAGCAGCUUCAGCAUUUCUUGGCAAUCUCCUCCAGUCACCUUCACAGGCAUUCCAGUGUCUCCAACACACAGUCAUCCCAUGAGCACGGGUGAGCAGCGGCAACACACACACACGGUCUUGUCCUCUCCUCCUCGAGGGACAGUCAGCUUGAGAAAGCCGAGGGGAGAGGGCAAGAAAUGCCGAAAGGUGUAUGGCAUGGAGAACCGAGAUAUGUGGUGUACUGCAUGCCGCUGGAAGAAGGCCUGCCAGAGGUUCAUUGACUGAGAGACCCCAACAACAGAGGGGCCAGCACCCCAGACAUUCUGCCCUCAUACUCCAGUUCAGGCUUUGGAAAGCAUAUUUCCUCUUCAACAAGAUGUACUUGAAGCCUAGGAAAAAGCACUUCCAGGAACCUUCAUGAAAUUGCAGCAAAAAAAAAAAUAAAGGUGGGAGGUAUCCACCCUUGUUGCUUUCUCUGAGAAUUCAGCCAAGAGCAGCCAUGACUCAUUAUUUCUUUAAAAAAAUAAAAAUAAAAAAGAAGUCAACUUUUUUGCUGUUAUGUCCAAGUCGGAAAACUGGACUUCUAUAGCAAUUGAAACAACAAAGCCCAUUUUACUUAGCAAGAAGGCAAAUUUUGAUAAGCUUUCUGAAAAUGCCAUUUCUGAGAUUUUUUUUUCCCGGACACUUAGAGAAAGCUACGUGUUAUUUGGUAGCAUUUGUACAAAGAACAAUACUCUCUUUCAGUGUGAAUAGACUUUUUCCUCCAUUUUCCAGUUGACUUCUUGAAGCAAUUCAACUACAGCGCUCCGGGUAUCUUUUCCAUGUUUUCUUUGUUUGUUUUGUUCGUUUGGAAGAAAUGCCCCCAAGUGAACCAUGAUUGAGCUGUAAGUUUGAGGGGGCCUCAGAUGGCAGGAAUCGAAAAGAGACUGAUACAGUGGCCAUCACCAGCAGACUUCAGCCCUGUGCUGAAUUCAGGACCUUCAGCUGACCUACUGGAAAAUAUUAGGGAGUCUUCCUUCGAUUUCUAUGAAACCCUUCCCCACAAGGCAGCCCAGCCAUGUCUCUGCCUGCUUCAAUUCUGUCAAGAACUGGCACAGUGGGUGAAGACUUCUUUCCACUGGCCAGUCUGGGGCUUGUGCAUCUUACUGGUCUCCAGGUACAACAGAACCCUCAUAACCUUCCUACAGAGGCAGGCACCCCUCUCUUGUUCCAAGGCCUAAAUGAUAACUAGGGGGACCCCAAAGCUUGCCUGGCUGGCUUUGCAGAGAAAGAGUUUGAACUAUCCACCCAGAAAGCUCUGGGUUACAAUAUACAGUUGCUGAUUGUAAGAGCUAAACAAUUUUUUAAAAGGAGAGCUAUUUUGUUCUAUCUUGGAACUAAAAAACAAGUGCCAAAUUUAGCCAGACAUUCAUAGAUCAUCACUGUGGUAACACAUUAUUCUUUUUUUUUUUUUUUUUUUUUUUUUUUUUUUUUGGUCUCUGUUUGGCCAGCAGAGGAGGAAGAUGUUGAGUAGCCAGCUAGCAUACUGGCUCUGUAACCAGAACUGCACCAGCAUGCAGCAUGGAAAUUCCACUGGCAACAGGAGAAGCAAUACAAAGGAUUCCGGUCCUCAAGAAUUUCUAAAGCAGACAUGUUGUCACCUUUUGAAUUUUUCUCCCUUGCUCGCCCCUUCUUCAGAAAAGGUUUCUCCUCUCUGGCCAAUGAAGACAUUUUAAAGAUAGACAGGUGUUCCCCAGAGAACUGCAAAGCCAAGUGUGUCCCUUCAGAGAGGACUUUUAAAGGGUCCUUCCCUAUGGGUGCAUGGGAGAAGUGCCACAACAGAGGGAUAAUGCUGGGAUAACAAGUAGGCUGGGAAGCAGAGCUGAGAUGCAAGAUGAUGCUUGCUGCUGCUCAUUUCAGUCCUGGUACUUUGGGGGGAUAUGGGGAAAGUGGACCUUGAGCUCUCAGAAUGACUUGAUCCCUAGCUGGACCUUGUGUCAAAGAGGGCAAUGAAUUUCUGAGCAGGAAUAUAUGGCUCCCUUGCACUGUAUUAUCUGCUACUCCAUGCAACCACAAAUGACUUGCUCAGGAGACCAUUCCUAUGUCUGAUCACAGCCAGGAUGCAAAAUUGAAUUUUCAGUCAAGUUGAGGCCUCACAGUUUGGCCCUCUUGAAACUUCUAAAAGACAUAGUGGCCCUGUGUAUGUGUGUGGCCAAGGGUUUUUGCAACUGAAGUGCCCUCCCUCUGAGUUCAAGCUCAUUCAUGCUGCCAUUAUCUCUCUAGGAGUCACACUGAGUCACAAAUUUGAAAGCAGCCUGGAGUUCGGAAUUUAGCCAGCUGAGUCCCUUCCUGCCUUCCUCAGACUACACUAGGAAAUGAAAGGGCAGCAUUCACUGGAGAAUGGUUAGCGCGAAUGUGGCAAGAUUUGUACCCAUAGGAGAGAAUUCCUGGAACAGAGUAGCAAAAUACUGUAAAUAAUAUAUUCAUUUCCUCAGGGAAAACAAAGGGGUGUGUGAAACAUAGAUUGGAAAGCUCUAAAGACUCUACUUCUCAGUAAAAUGUUAUCUGGUCAGAACACUUGGUUUUUUUCAAUGGACCUGAUAUUUUGCGACACACUGAAGUAAAUGGGCAGUGCCAAUUUUGAGGGCCGGUGGAACACUGAGAAAGCUCCCCUGUUUUGUUGAUGACUCCCAGUCUAGGACUGACAUUUGAACCCCCGGCCUCUACCCUCGUGGGUUUUUGUAGACCAGUGGAAGGCUUUUGCUGAAUGUAAUUGUGAAUAUAAAGCCUUGGCGUUCCUUUGUAGAGCCACCCUGUUGGAUGGCUGAUUUUUUAGCUAGAAGCAGAAUUCUGUGGGUAAGGGCUUGAACAAAUGUGCAUUUUGCUUUAAUGGCAUGUUAAGGAGAAAACUUCUAUGGACUUUUGUGGAUAUGAUGCUGCUCUUUUUCUCAUGACCCUGUAGAAUUUCUAGCAACCACAUCAACUGUAGCAGUGACCUGUCUGCACACAGGAAAGAAUUUGUGCAUACAAAUGAGUGGAAACAGAGUAGGAUUCAUGAAUAUGGAUAAGAAUGUGGAUCAUUUUGGAGAAUGCACUGGGCACAUUGGGUCAACUGGAAAUUUCAUUUCUCUGAGAAAAGCCACCCUACCAGCAGCAAGUCGCAUACUCUCUCCCUGUGCCCCACAGCGGUGGGGAUUCCUCUGUAUGAGAAUUAUUUGGUUGUAGCCUUUGUAACUAGUCAAACCAGAAGUCAAUAAGUAAAAAUGAGAUUAGCACCUCUAGGUACUGAUUGUAUCACUAAGUCAUGCACACCAAUAGAACAAGAAAGUGUACAAUUUCUUUAAGUGUGCUAAUUGUGACUGAUGGGGGGAAUAUUUGAUAUACAUGCUUUAAAUCAUGGGACUGAAAUCAAAAUGACCAUUUUGAUUUCUGGUCUGUUUUGUAAAUAGUUCCUUCUUUUUGAAGACAAUCUCAUGUUUUAUAACUUUUCUUGUGGGUCUAAGAACCACAAUGGUGAUGUGCUGUGUCAAAAAAUGUACUCUCAAAGACAAGAAUAAUGAUAACUUCAUUUUCCAAAUAAGACAAAAAAAAUAUAUACUGGUUAGGCUUCUACCAUUCUGAAACGUGACACUUUUAUAAGAAGCAUUCGUACUUCUCAAGUUAGCAGAACUGGAAAUAUUUUACAGAUGCAAUGUUUUGUAAUCACAAAGAACAUGAACAUUUUGUGGGAAAUGACCUUGGUUUUAUACAUUGUAAGUUAUUUUUUAAAGUACAAUAUUUUACCAGACAGGAAGUGUUAAUAGAAUCAGCAAUUCCUGCUCUCCAAACAAAGGGCUAUGCCUCACUUAAGCAAGUGUUAUGAUGCAUAUCUUUUCAAUUAACCCUCUGCAGAUAGGGUAGAAAUAGAUGUGACGAAAAUAUUAUUACAAGAGCAUCAACGUGGUAACAACUACUGAUGUUAUUACCAGUGUGUUUCCAAAGUUUUAUAGAAAAACACUUGGAGAUCAACUUGUAUAACUCCCAUUUUCACAAUGUUUCUAGAUACACAUAUAAACCAUGGGGAAAAUACUCUUUUGAAUUCUUUAAUGUAAAAGUGAUAGAUUCUGUCAUCAAGUUUACUUCUCAUCCUUCCAGAACCAGAAAUUUGCAUUUAAUUGGCAAGUGUAAUUUGCUGGCAAUUUCCAAGACUGUGGUAGAUAAGCCCAAAGAUGAAAUUAUUAGGUGAUCAGCAGAGCUUAAACAUAAUUUCUCCCUCUAACUGGCACUAACACUCACAGUCAUAACUUUUAAUUUUCUUACCAGAACAUGUAAAUAUCUUUAUUUCAUAAAAAUUCAUAAACAAGGUUGAGAUGGAAAAGUGACUUAUCCUAAAAAUUGGAAAAUUAGGACAGGAGUUUGUUAACUGCACAGAAAAUUCUGAACUUGAACAAGUCCAUGGCAUAAUGCUCUGUGUUUUUUUUUUUUCCUAGUCUAUACACUCAAGAAACAAGAAAGGCAGAACCCACUAAAAAGUAUUUUCUCCCAAGGCCAGAGAAGUGACUCAGUAGUAGAGCACAUGUCUCAUAUACAUAAAGCUAGGUUCAAACCCUAGCGCUAAAAAUAAAAAGUAUUUAUAAAUAUGAAAAGCAUCUUUUUCCCUAAGAUUUUAGGAAUUCAAAAGCUAGACUCAGUCAAGUAUUCAGGUAACCUGGGAUAGACUAGUGGUAUACCCAUUCAACUUUGUGUGGUUUGAAGGUCACUCAGACAUUUUAUUCAAAUGGAAUUUAGAAUCUGCACAGAAGAAUUAGAAAUGCAGAGAUGAGGAAAACUGGGUACCGUCUUGGCUCCUGGUCUCUGUGAUGAGGAGAUUCUAGAAAUCGUAUUAUUUUCUUUCCCUGGGAAUACACCAUUGGUAGCAUGAAUAUCCCCAUUAGGUAUGAAUUAUUGUAUAGUUUUUAACCAAAUGUGUCUUGUUUCCCCUAUGAACAGAAACUUCCUAAAGUGGUAUGGCAGAUGCCUUAGAAAGUCAGGCAGAUCUGUAAAAGAGCAAUUCAUAUCAGGCUAAAGGAGAGACAUGAGAGAAUGAAGAUCUUGGGGAACAAGAAGCACAUUUCUCCUCUUAAACAGGGACCCUAUACAUGGCUCUAGACAAUCAGAUUCACUGGAAAAUGAGGCUCAGAGUUCUCCUGACUUGGAAAGAUGAUGUUUCCAAACAUCUGAGUGUUGAAAGCUAAUACAAGUAUUUGGCCAACACUGUGCAGACCAAAGAGAAUAUG